Hyaloperonospora brassicae is the source of this 1182-nucleotide messenger RNA. The record is from the annotation of a GenBank genome assembly. NCBI's taxonomy places the organism in Eukaryota, Oomycota, Peronosporomycetes, Peronosporales, Peronosporaceae.
AUGCUCAGCCACUACGAGCCGCUCGAGACGCUGGCGCCUGCGCUGUUCGGCCACGUGCAAAAGUGGCGACACGUAUCGACCGGCGACUACGUGGCGGUCAAGCGCAUGGAGCUGCGCUACGCUGCUCGGAAACGCUGCAAGCGCUUGGACCACGUGGUCGAAGAGGAUCUCGUUGCGGAGAUCAAGACGAAUGUGCUCCUCCAGUCGCUCGGUGGCCACCCGAACGUGCUGCCGUUGCUCGACUGCAUCAUGGAGGACACGGCCGUGCUGCUCGUGCUCCAGUACUGCCACCAAGGCGAGCUCCUGGACGUGCUCAACACGAAGCGAGCGGCUGGGCUGCCGAUUCCAGUGCGCCACUACUUUCGACAGACGCUCGCUGGCGCGGCUUUUCUCCAUGCACAGGGAAUUGCACACCGAGAUUUGUCGCUCGAGAACGUCUUGGUGGACGACCGCGAGUGCUGCUACCUCAUGGACUUUGGCUUGGCGGUCCAGUGUCGAGGGACGAUUGCUGUGAAACCGGUGGGGAAGCUGCGGUACAUGGCUCCCGAAGUGUGUGCCUCGUUUGCCUAUCUAGAGGAUCUGUCAAUGGACGAGUACGAUCCACUGGGAGCAGACGUGUGGGCACUUGGGGUGAUGUUGUACGCGAUGGUAGCAGCUCGGUAUCCAUUCCGGGAACCACUGCGAAAAGACGAUCGAUUUCGGCUACUGGAAGACUUUGGAGUCGAGUAUCUGCUGGAGAAGGACGAGGUGGAUGUACGGGAGGAGCAGGACGUGGUGGACCUACUGAAGCUCAUGCUGGUCGUCGAUCCAGCUAAGCGUCCGACAAUGGCCGAGCUCUUGUCACACGUGGCAAAGACGACCGAGGACCGUGACAGUAUUGUGGCGACCACACAGCAGAUGGGCGACGGUGGUGACGUCGUGUCCUGUACCUCCACAGCUGUUCCGAGCAGCCAAGAGCCUCGACAGCAUAUGUGGUCGGUUGGCCACUUGACUACUAGUAAGAGUUCGCUGGCGUCGGUGACCCCGUUGUCCGAGGUGGAAAAGCACAAGCAAGCUCUCGCAGCUCCGAGCACUAAGGCACCAGUGGUGGCACCGACGCCUGUUGCUAGCAACGUCGGGUCGAAGCUCCAUCGCGUGGGCGGCCGCUUGUUGCGCAAGUGUUUUCCAGCAGCUCGGGCGUAA